AUGACCAAGCUUGAAAAAAUAGAUUCGAAACUAACCAAGCUUGAUGAUAUUGAGAAGGAUGUUGCAGAGAUAAAAAAUAAUGUGGCAAGGCUAGAACUAAAGGUCAAAGAUCUGGAUACGCUGAAACACCGCGUGGAUGAUAUUGAACAGAGUGUGAACUUUGUUAGUGUUAGCUAUGAAGAUUUUAAAGCUGACAAAUCAAAGAUAGAGAAAGAAAUCAAUAUGAUGAAGGCCCAACUUGAUAAGCACAGUCCAGUCUUUGAAAAGCUCCAACUUGACAAUGUCAACCUUCGGGAGUCUGUCGUUGACUUACGAUGUAGGUCCAUGCGUGACAAUCUCGUGUUCACAAACAUUCCUGAAGCCCCUCUGGAAGAGUGCGAGAAGGUCCUGAGGGACUUUAUUAAGCAUGAGCUCCACAUGGAUAGUGAUCCUAUCAAAUUCAAACGGGUACACAGGAUCGGUCGUAAAAACUAUCAAGCAGGACCUGAUGCACGGCCCCGCCCACUCAUAGCCAGGUUUCUGUACACUCAUGAGAGAGAUGCAGUUAAGGGGGCGGCUAAAAGGUUGAAGGGUACAAAUUACAGUAUCAACGAACAGUUCCCGGAAGAAGUGGGUAAAUACAGAAGGGAAGUAUUAAUGCCACUACUGAGGGAAGCAAGGAAUUCUGGCAAGAAAGCGCACAUAUCUGUAGAUAGACUCUUUAUUGAUAAUGUACCGCAGAAACCUGCUAUACCACCCCCGUAUCGGGCCCCCCAGCAGAGCUCAUCUGCACAACCCAAGCCGAGCCGCGCGUAG
This is a messenger RNA of Haliotis rufescens (red abalone), 795 nucleotides long. Its product is annotated as protein unc-13 homolog C-like. Bases 1 to 795 code for a protein of 264 amino acids. The record is from RefSeq and is a predicted model, not a curated record. NCBI's taxonomy places the organism in Eukaryota, Metazoa, Mollusca, Gastropoda, Lepetellida, Haliotidae. The transcript has a single exon.